Molecule: messenger RNA, 687 nt
Organism: Miscanthus lutarioriparius
Lineage: Eukaryota; Viridiplantae; Streptophyta; Magnoliopsida; Poales; Poaceae
Source: the annotation of a GenBank genome assembly
AUGGGUGCUUGCGCUUCGGUUCACAAGGACCCGGAGUACCCCAAGAAGCAGUUUCUUGACUCGCCCACAAAGGCGAAGGCAGCCAACGGGAAGGGCGGCGGCGGCGUUGCUCCGGUUGGUGAUGGCUUUGGUGACCUCAAGGCCAAGGUCGACGCUGAGCAGCAGCGGGCAGAGUUUAACCCCAAGAGCCCGGAUUCUGGUAGCAAGGAUGAAGUGUUCUUCGAGUCUCGAGCUUGGUUAGAUUCUGACUGCGAGGAUGACUUUUACAGCGUGAAUGGAGAUUUCACUCCAUCUCGUGGCAGCACACCCAUCUAUCAGCCCAGAGCGCAGACGGUGAUGAGCAACAUCUUUCAACCAGACACGCACAGCUCCAAAUCACCGGAGCCUUCUCCAACUGGACGUAGGAAGCUAGCUGAGCUCCUGCAGGAGGCAAUGCAAGACGGCCCUGAAGAAAGCGCUGACGAGGAGCAGCAGUUGCAAUCUGUUGCUGCAGAUGGGAAGCCGGUGUCUGAAUCCACAUCCAGCUCCGCUUGCAGCACUGUACCGACGCCGACCGCAGUCGCCAAGAGCCGGAAGCAGAAGGCGUGGUAUACCGGACGCUGUUGCCUGCCGAGCUUUGUUCAUAGCCUGACCUUAGAUGAGAGUGGGAGGGGUCAGAAGAUGAGCUCUAGGCCAUGUGCUGUUUGA